Molecule: messenger RNA, 987 nt
Organism: Kuraishia capsulata CBS 1993
Lineage: Eukaryota; Fungi; Ascomycota; Pichiomycetes; Pichiales; Pichiaceae
Exons: 1
Coding region: 1-987 (328 amino acids)
Source: RefSeq, a predicted model, not a curated record
AUGGAAAUCGCCUUGCCAUAUAUCGAGUAUGACCAGACACAUUUCAACAACGGGUCUGAUUAUCUUGAGCAGCUUUUGGAAUCAGUGAAUCAACUGGAGGCUGGGUUAGAUACGAAAGCUCUUUCUCAUCUGUGUUUGGUGGAAUCUAAAGACACUGAGUCUCAUUCAGAUGAAAGGUCAAAGCGCCUAUUUAACACAGGCCUUUCGCUGGGGAUGACAUGGACACGUUUUCUUGAGAACUGGAAUUUUGCCCUUCGUGCUGACGAGAUUUGCACUGAAGAGAAUACCGUUAUGGUGGAAGUCGCGUCAGGAAAAGGAUAUCUAUCGCGGAUAUUGUGCAACCACUUCAAAAGGCGUGUUAUAUGUAUUGAUCGCAACUGGAUAAAGAACAAAUCAAGCUUGCAUGUGCAUCGUUUAGUCAACGGUGACGAGCUCCGAUUGGCUUCAAGGGCAUCUGCUUCGGGGAAAACCACGGCCUCUGGCCACGAACGACUCCACACGGUUCAGUCAGACCUUCAGACUCCCGACGAUUUGAUUGGGAUACUCCGUGAGAGCCAAAAAUUGAUUGGCAUGGACUCUAGGGUCGGAUGGAAGAAUGGAGUUUUGACGCCAGUCAAUGUUCCCAGUGUGUGCCUUGUUGGAUUAAACCUCUGUGGCGAUCUUGCCAUAACUGCCGUAAAAUCGUGGCUUGCCGCAUGGUCUGAUCCUGGGUCUCUGGGCUUCCCGUUGGAGCUGGGGCCUGUUUUGGUCAGUCCUUGUUGCUACCAUGAAAGAUCGGAAUUCCCUCUAUCAAAGAGGUUCAGGCAAAGACUUGGCAGUGAUCAGUCCCUGAUUUUGAAAACUACGCCAGAAUCUGGCAUUUACGGGUUUGUGAGAUCCGUUGCGUUAGUUGAUCUGGCUCUUUACAUGUGCGAACUAGGGUUUGAUGAUGUGAAAGUGAAGACAAACGGGAUUAGUGCAGGAUUUGGGGCACGUACUCCCAAAUGA